Molecule: messenger RNA, 2040 nt
Organism: Hyaena hyaena (striped hyena)
Lineage: Eukaryota; Metazoa; Chordata; Mammalia; Carnivora; Hyaenidae
Gene: CTSD
Product: cathepsin D
Exons: 9
Coding region: 87-1313 (408 amino acids)
Biological process (GO): proteolysis
Cellular component (GO): lysosome
Molecular function (GO): aspartic-type endopeptidase activity
Source: RefSeq, a predicted model, not a curated record
GUCAGCUGACUUUGCCAAGUGCGCCGUCAUCCAGGCUAUAAGCGUUCGACCUCUGGGCGCUCCGCUCCGACCCGGUCGCCGCCACCAUGCAGCCCCCCAGCAUGCUGCUGCUCGUUCUCGGCCUACUGGCCGCGCCCGCCGCCGCGCUCGUGAGGAUCCCGCUGCACAAGUUCACAUCUGUCCGCCGGACCAUGUCGGAGUUGGGGGGCUCCGUGGAGGAUCUCCUUGCCAAGGGCCCCAUCUCAAAGUAUGCCCAGGGAGUGCCCGCUGCGACUGAGGGGCCCAUUCCUGAGGUGCUUAAGAACUACCUGGACGCCCAGUACUACGGGGAGAUCGGCAUCGGGACGCCCCCACAGUGCUUCACAGUCGUCUUCGACACCGGCUCUGCCAACCUGUGGGUCCCCUCGAUCCACUGCAAACUGCUGGACAUCGCCUGCUGGCUGCACAACAAAUACAACAGCGGCAAGUCCAGCACGUACGUGAAGAACGGCACGUCCUUCGACAUCCACUACGGCUCGGGCAGCCUGUCCGGGUACCUGAGCCAGGACACCGUGUCGGUACCCUGCCGUCCUCCGACGACCGUCGGAGUCAAGGUGGAGAGGCAGACCUUCGGGGAGGCCAUCAAGCAGCCGGGCAUCACCUUCAUCGCGGCCAAGUUCGACGGCAUUCUCGGCAUGGCCUACCCCCGCAUCUCGGUCGACGACGUGGUCCCCGUCUUUGACAACCUGAUGAAGCAGAAGUUGGUGGAGAAGAACAUCUUCUCCUUCUACCUGAACAGGGACCCUAACGCGCAGCCAGGGGGCGAGCUGAUGCUGGGCGGCACGGACUCCAAGUACUACAAGGGCCCCCUCUCCUACCUCAACGUCACCCGCAAGGCGUACUGGCAGGUCCACAUGGAGCAGGUGGACGUGGGCACCAGCCUGACCCUGUGCAAGGGGGGCUGCGAGGCCAUCGUGGACACGGGCACCUCCCUCGUGGUGGGCCCCGUGGACGAGGUGCGCGAGCUGCAGAAGGCCAUCGGGGCCGUGCCGCUGAUCCAGGGCGAGUACAUGAUCCCCUGUGAGAAGGUGUCCGCGCUGCCCGAGGUCACUCUGAAGCUGGGAGGCAAGGGGUACAAGCUCUCCUCCCAGGACUACACGCUCAAGGUGUCGCAGGGCGGGAAGACCAUCUGCCUGAGCGGGUUCAUGGGCAUGGACAUCCCCCCGCCCGGCGGGCCGCUCUGGAUCCUGGGUGACGUCUUCAUCGGCCGCUACUACACCGUGUUCGACCGGGACGAGAACCGGGUGGGCCUGGCCGAGGCCACCAGGCCGUAGCCGCCGCCCCUGCCGCAGAGGAGGGAGUCCAGUCGGAGGAGGCCGCCCACCUGCGCCCUCCCGGCACCCCCGCCAUACACACUCACGCUCACACUCACACUCAGCCCAGCUCUGCGGGCGCCGGCCUCACAGGCCUGCCCUUUUGCUCUGUGGUUUUACCCAGCCCCGGUUGCAGAAAUGCCGCCUGCCCAUCCAUCCGUCCGUCCGUCCGUCUGUCUGAUGGAGGGCCAGGUGUGGGGCAGCAGCCGUGGGCUGGCCAGAGCGUGGGGCCCCUGCACUAACUUGGGGGGCCCUGCCCAGUAGGGCAGCGGCCCCUUGUACAUCCCAGGACCCGUCCCCCCGGGGUGGUCCUCCACCCCCUCCCUAGCCUGCGCCUUAGGGGGCCGGCUGCCCGGGCAGGACCUCUGGACGGAGCCCACGUCCUCUGCCAGCCUGUUCUCUGGGUCUCCCCCGCCCGGCCUGGGGUCCUGCGUGGGCCCGUCGGGGAACGACCAGCCAGGGCCCGAGGACAAGCAGGAAGGGUUGGAAGGGUCGGGGCUCGGGGACAAAAGCCAGCCUUGUGAUGCAUGUGGGGCCAUCCUGGGGCUUGACCCCGUCCUGGAGGGCACUUUUGGGCCCAGGGUUGGGGCAAGAGGGGAGGGGGCUUGUGCCCCCGCUCUGCAGCCGCCCCGCCCUUGGCGGCUGGGAGCCCGUGUUGAUGUGAAAAUACAGUUGUUUGGGCCUCUUU